Guyanagaster necrorhizus is the source of this 1340-nucleotide messenger RNA. RefSeq lists its product as uncharacterized. The record is from RefSeq and is a predicted model, not a curated record. NCBI's taxonomy places the organism in Eukaryota, Fungi, Basidiomycota, Agaricomycetes, Agaricales, Physalacriaceae. The transcript has 6 exons. Bases 123 to 1244 code for a protein of 373 amino acids.
UGAUUACCACCUUCGACAGUAAUACUUCUGAUGGAACACGCAGGCACUUAGGCUAUGUAUCGCGGACAGCCCCAUUGACGGAGACGCGAUGAAGGCUUUGUUCCCUAACGAUUUCUUAUACCAUGACAAUGUCUCGCACUGAUUCUAGCACAACUCCCACAGUUGUAAUGCCUCUCUCUUGUGCUACACUAGAGUCUCCGGCUUUUGGUAUUUCACUCCAAGAUAAGAUACCCGAGAACUGGAUACAACAUAUUCACCCUCAAGGCUGGCUUUAUUUUUCCUGUCCAUCUCUCAAGAUUGUCACGGCCUAUGAUAUACGAGAUCCCGACGUCUAUGAGAUUCUCACACUAAAUUCCGCCGAGUAUCCACUUUCUGAACUCGAAGAUGCGAUGGAAGUACAGAUGUCUGGUCAUCGCAAUCCGGGGUCUCUGCAGUCUCUUGCUUUGAAUCUGGUCAUCAAUCACUUGCAUUGUGUCGCAUCCUAUCAGUUACAAGAAGUCAGAAACGACGUCAUCUCUCUCACGGAUCCAUACACUUUAAAUCGUCACCGUCGAUUGUAUUGGAAUUUCGUUUGCAGAUAUCCCUCCCACAUACGGUGUCCAGAUAGGGCCAUUCCAGAUGCUUCAGACGCGUUAACCUGGUAUUAUACGGACAACUUGGUACGCGGCUCUAGGAGUACAGUGCCCUUUUCCAAAACAGAAUGCGAGGACCUUCGUGGCGUUUUGAAUGAAAUGACGCUUGCUCAGAACGCCGGCAGCGUUGCAAAGACUGCUUUUCUUGCUUGGUUUCUGCGAGAAGUGUGCAGUUUUCGUGAUGCUGAAUACCACGGACUUUAUACCGAAAGCACUGCUAAUACCAUUCUAGCGGAGAGACAGCACCCUAAUCCCUCUCCAGCAUUAGAAAGGCCAUCUCCCUAUAUUUCUCCUCUCGUCCACUUGCUCAUCAACGUGGUGUUUUUCGGCAUCCCGAAAACGUAUGUUGCGUAUCUCCGACAAUCCCUUAAAUACAAUGGAAGACUUGAUAACAUGCGCCAAAACUGGGGAGAUUAUAUCUCAAGGCUAGUCAGAGAAUAUUCGAGUUUCCUUCUCAUUGCAACUGUAUUGCUUUCGUCCGUUCCUUCUCUACUUUGCAUCUCUGUUGGUAUGCCUGACGUAAUGUUAGCGCGACAGUAUCAUUUCUUGCGGUCCCGGGUGCUUCUCCAGGAUGCCAAAUGGCAACAACAGUGUCGGUCUUCACCUCGUUAGGUAGCAUCAUUGUAGGCGUGUUUUCAAUUUGGAGACACCAAGGAAAUACACGAGGUACGGAUGCGGUGAGUCCCAUUUUCGUCUUCCUUGACGUCA